Paraglomus occultum is the source of this 219-nucleotide messenger RNA. Lineage: Eukaryota; Fungi; Glomeromycota; Glomeromycetes; Paraglomerales; Paraglomeraceae. The record is from the annotation of a GenBank genome assembly.
AAAGUAUUGAUAGAGGCACCUCCAUCAAAGAUAUUAUCGAAAAAGGUGUUGGCCCAUAUUGAAAAAAGAUUUACCACUAGCGCCAGUGAUUAUAGUCAAUUAAUUCGAUUUAUCAACUGCGCACUGCAUCUUAAGAGACAAAGUCUCCUUUCUUCGAAAGAUAUUUCCGAUAAUUUUAUUUUCAUUGUUAUAGUCAUGACUUACGAAUCGUACAACUGA